UUUUGAAUGUUAUUUUUUUUUUUUUCAUAUUUUAUUUCAUCAAGAUGAGGAAUAAACAUUUGGAUCAAGUUUUUAAUUGGAAUACGAAUGCUCUAUAAAGUAAGUACGAAUUACUACGUCCGGAAACAGAAAGCGAAAAUGUAACAACAGCCUCUCGCUCGAAAUUCUUCUAUCUAUCAUUAUAUCUUUUCCUAUUUCUACUUCUACUUUCUGUUUUCAUAUAGCUCUAUAUAUCUUCUACCAACUAACGUAUUAUUGUAUUACAUCUUCUCAAAAAGUGAAAUAUUUCCUAUUUAUUACCAUAUCAAAGCGACUAUGCAAAGACUUGGUAGAAGUUAAGAGACACGUAAUUGCUCUCAUAUUUCCUUCAACCUGCUUUCAAUUCCUUCUGUCACUGUCUCGAUACCUUUUUAUAUAUCAAAAGAAUUCUGUUAACGAAGAUGAUUUGAUCGAUUCUUCGUUGAGAUGAUAGGCGUGAAUUUUGAUUCGAUUUCAUAAUGUUUUUAGCUUUUAAGAAACGAUUGUCUAAACACAAAUGUCUGUUUUUAAAGCUGCAAGCUUUUCUUAUUGAAAAAAGGAGCCUUUUAAGGUUAAUAGACAAAUUUGUUGUUUUGGAAUAGUAUAAGAGCGAGAGAACGAGAGAAAGAGAGAGAGAGAAAGAAUAAGAAGCUUAAAUCGUCGACUAUCAAAGCGACGAUAUGUCGACGAUCAACCCUGAAAUAACGGUGAGAAGACCAGUUUAUCAACAGGACGAGCUUAAUCACUUGUGUAAAUAUGCCAAACCGAAUGAAGCACUUUUGAAGAAUAUCUCGAUUAGAUGCAAGAAAAUGAAGCCGAUGAAAAUUCUAAAGACUACUAUACCUCUUAUUGACUGGCUGUCAACGUACAAUUGGAAGAAUGAUAUAUUAGGUGAUAUUGUUGCUGGAAUUACUGUGGCAGUGAUGCAUAUUCCUCAAGGAAUGGCGUAUGCAAUAUUGGGUAACGUGCCACCGAUCAUUGGUAUUUAUAUGGCAUUCUUUCCGGUUCUUGUUUAUCUCUUUCUCGGCACCUCAAGGCACAAUUCUAUGGGUACUUUCGCAUUGAUAUGCAUGAUGACAGGAAAAGUGGUAGCAACUUACAGCACUCAAGGUCAAAUAAACAAAAACUCUACGACAGAGAACGAGUUACUAACCUCAACAAGUAGUCAAUAUUCUUCCGUGCAAGUUGCCACUGCGGUCACUUUCACCGUGGCCUUGAUUCAGUUGAUAAUGUAUCUGUUGCGAUUGGGAGUGAUCGCAGCGCUUCUGGCGGACAGUUUGGUGAGUGGAUUCAUCACUUCUGCAGCAGUUCAUGUAUUUACGUCACAGCUGAAAGAUUUGUUAGGAUUAAAGAAUAUUCCUAGGCGCAAGGGACCUUUCAAAUUAAUCCUUAGUUACGUGGAUUUGCUCAACAACUUUCCAUCCAUCAAUGGGAUCGCUUUCUUGGUGUCUUGCGCCACCAUUUUGAUUCUCAUCGUCAACAAUGCCUUCAAGCCAAGAUUCGCAAAACUCAGCCCCUUCCCAAUCCCCAUAGAAAUGCUGGUAGUCGUUAUAGGCACAGUCCUCUCCGUCUACCUGAAUCUUGCAGACGUUUAUGGAAUUGCAGUAGUUGGCGACAUACCAGUUGGUUUACCAGUUCCAACCUUGCCACCAUUAUCCUUAGUGCCGAACAUUCUGAUAGACAGCUUUGUGAUCACCAUGGUAUCUUACACCAUAUCCAUGUCCAUGGCGCUCAUUUUCGCGCAGAAGUUGAGCUAUGAAGUGGACUCGAAUCAGGAACUAAUGGCACAGGGAAUUGGAAAUCUAGUUGGAUCCUUCUUCUCUUGCAUGCCAUUCACAGCUUCGCUCUCUAGAUCCCUGAUUCAGCAAACUGUCGGUGGACGAACUCAACUGGCUAGCUUGAUAUCCUGUGGUAUCCUGGUUAGCGUUUUACUGUGGAUCGGCCCCUUCUUCGAGCCUCUUCCACGGUGCGUUCUAGCCAGCAUCAUCGUGGUGGCUCUAAAGGGGAUGCUGAUGAAGGUGACAGAGUUCAAAAGAUUCUGGAAGCUGGACAAGAUUGACGGGAUCAUUUGGGCCGUGACAUUCACGACAGUGAUCCUGUUGGACGUGGAGUACGGCCUCCUGAUCGGGAUCGUGUUCUGCGUUGGCAAAUUGAUCUUCUUCUCCGUUCACCCUUACACCUGUUCGCUCGCUCUAGUGCCUGGUACCGAGCUUUAUCUGGAUACCAACAGAUAUAAAGGCACCGUCGAGUUGCCGGGCAUAAGGAUAUUCCAUUACUCGGGUAGUUUGAAUUUCGCUUGCCGACAGCACUUCCGCGACGAAGUGUACAAAGUUGCCGGCCAAGUACCAAGAAAAGAGCCGAAUGGAGGCUUUAAGCACGAUCAAUUGAAGGAAGUUAAGAAGUUGAGGGCCCUAAUACUGGAUCUUAGCGCUCUCAGUCACAUAGAUCUGGCAGGUGCAUCUAGCCUAGGACAUCUGAUCAACGAAUACUGUGAAAUUGAUAUACCCGUCUACGUGGCAGGAUGUUCUGGACCUGUAUACGAGAUGAUGAGAAAGUGCAACCUGUUAGAAUACAAAAGCGGCCUGUUCGCCGCCUUCCCCACCGUAGCUGACGCUGUGCAUUUUGCAAAAUGUAACACCGAGUCGUCGUCCAUGCCAGCAUGGAGCUCUUCAAUGUACGAGGAUACUGUUGUCGCAAGGCUUUGAUUGGGAAUACUAAUCGCGAUUGUAUGCGACAAAUUUCAUUCAUGGUUCCCAGG
Molecule: messenger RNA, 2776 nt
Organism: Apis florea (little honeybee)
Lineage: Eukaryota; Metazoa; Arthropoda; Insecta; Hymenoptera; Apidae
Product: prestin
Biological process (GO): transmembrane transport
Cellular component (GO): membrane
Source: RefSeq, a predicted model, not a curated record